Panicum hallii is the source of this 1722-nucleotide messenger RNA. RefSeq names its product protein FAR1-RELATED SEQUENCE 5-like. Lineage: Eukaryota; Viridiplantae; Streptophyta; Magnoliopsida; Poales; Poaceae. Gene Ontology annotation, biological process: regulation of DNA-templated transcription. The record is from RefSeq and is a predicted model, not a curated record. Bases 1 to 1722 code for a protein of 573 amino acids. Gene Ontology annotation, molecular function: zinc ion binding. The transcript is spliced from 2 exons.
AUGGAUGAAGUUAGGACACCAAGGAAGAAAAGCAGUGUAGUUAAGUUAGGGAUGUCAUUUGAUGGUAUCGAAUCUGCGGAGAAAGCUUACAAGGAUUAUGCACAUGACAUGGGCUUUUCGGUUCGUAUCGGACAACAACAAAUAGAUGACAAUGGGGUGGUUAAAUGGAAGCGGUACUUAUGUGCAAGGGCAGGAUACAAAUCAAAAAAAUCCAAUGAUAUGGACGUCAAGAAUAAGCGUCAAACUAGAGAGACUAGAUGUGGAUGUGAAGCCUAUAUUUAUGUUAAGCGCACUAGUGAAGGCAAGUACAAAAUAACCGCAUUGUAUGAGGGACACAACCAUGAGCUUGUGACACCUAGCAAACGUCAUUUGCUUCGAUCCAAUCGCUAUGUAAAUCAGAAGGCAAAAACAACUCUCUUCAAUUGCCACAAAGCAAGCAUAGGAACAUCACAGGCAUACAGACUACUUCAUGUGGGUGCAGGGGGUUUUGAGUAUGUGGGAUGCAUGAAAAAGGAUCUACAGAACUACUAUAGUGAUUUCAGGAACAAAAUCAAAGAUGCGGAUGCUCAGAUGUUUAUUGACAACUUGGGUCGGUUGAAGGAAUUGGACCCUGGUUUUUUCUUUGAGUAUGAAGUGAAAGAUGAUCGGCUGGUUCGAGUGUUUUGGGUUGAUACAACAAGUAGGAAGAACUAUGUCCACUUUGGUGAUGUGUUAUCGUUUGAUUCUACUUACAGCACAAACCAAUAUGACAUGAAAUUUGCACCUUUCACUGGAGUCAAUCAUCAUAUGCAUUCUAUUUUCUUUGGUGCUGCUUUUUUAGCUGAUGAGAAAAUUGAAAGCUAUGUUUGGUUAUUUGAGACCUUUCUAAGAGCUAUGGGAGGGAAGUAUCCUAGACUUAUUGUAACUGAUGAAGAUGCUAGUAUGAGAGCUGCUAUUGCUCGUGUUCUUCCAAACACCAUCCAUAGGUUGUGCAUGUGGCACAUAAUGAAAAAAUUUCCUGAGAAAAUUGGUCCUCAUCUAUUAGAGGACGAUGAUUUUUGGAAAAGGGUGAACUCAUGUGUAUGGGGUUCAGAAACAAUACAAGAGUUUGAGAGUAGAUGGCAAGCUAUAAUAACAGAUUUUCAUUUGGAGAACAACGAAUGGUUGGCGAGAAGAUAUCACAUCCGAGAGUCAUGGAUACCGGCAUAUUUUAGAGAAGUUUGGCUUGGAGGUAUUCUUCGAACAACAUCAAGGUCAGAGAGUGCAAAUUCAUUUUUCAACCGUUUCAUAGGCCAUAAACUUGCACUUAUUGAGUUUUGGCUACGGUUUGACACGGCCUUGAAAUGCCAACGGCAGGAAGAAUUGACAGAUGAUACCACAACCCUGCAUACGACCCCUACUCUAUUUACUACAUGGGAAAUCGAGAAACAUGGUGGUCUAGUUUUCACACAUGAGGUUUUUAAAAUAUUUCAAAAAGAGGUGCUAGCUGCAAGGGAGCAUUGUGAUAUCCAAAGCACAAGUGAAAUGGUGGAUAGAAAAAUUGUUACAAUGACUGACGACUCUAAUAAAGUUAGAGAGUUGAUUUGCUUCACUCCAGAUCUCAUAUACAAGUGCUCAUGCAUGCUUUUUGAGUCGAGAGGAAUACCUUGCCGUCAUAUCAUACGUAUGUUAAGAGCUGCAAGAAUUAAUGAACUGCCUAUGCACUACGUCAUGAAAAGGUGGACGCGAAAUUGUAAAAGGUAA